AUGCAAGAUCUACGAGAGGAAAGUCUAAAAAGGCAAUUACGGGAACUGCAGAAACAGGAGGGAAACUGGCCAGAGCAGAUGAGGAAGAUGAGGCAACGCGAAGAGAAUUCUCAAAGGCAGUUAAGGGAAAUGCAACAACGCGAAGAAAACUCUCAAAGGCAGUUAACGGAGAUGCAGAAAAGUGUGGAAUAUUCACAAAGGCAAUUAACAGAAAUGCAGCAUCGAGAAGAAAAUUCAAUAAAGCAGUUAGAGGAGAUGCAACAUCGCGCAGAAAACUCUCAAAGGCAGUUAUGGGAAAUGCAGGAACGAGAGGAAAAUUCACAAAGGCAGUUAAGAGAGAUACAGCAACGAGAAGAAAAUUCACAAAGGCAGUUGAGAGAGAUGCAGCAACGAGAGGAAAAUUUACAAAGGCAGUUGAGAGAAAUGCAGCAACGAGAAGAAAAUUCACAAAGGCAGUUGAGAGAGAUGCAGCAACGAGAGGAAAAUUCACAAAGGCAGUUGAGAGAGAUGCAGCAACGAGAAGAAAAUUCACAAAGGCAGUUGAGAGAGAUGCAGCAACGAGAGGAAAAUUUACAAAGGCAGUUAAGAGAAAUACAGCAACGAGAGGAAAAUUUACAAAGGCAGUUGAGAGAGAUGCAGCAACGAGAAGAAAAUUCACAAAGGCAGUUGAGAGACUGUGACUGGAUCAUUGCUCGCCACGAAAUUCAGAUGACAGACAAAUGCCUUGGGAGGGGAGGUUGGGGAAGUGUUUAUGAAGGAGUAUACUGUGGGUGCGCUGUAGCAGUGAAACAAAUCCAUGAUUUGAUUCUUUCUCCACAUAACAUACGCCUCUUUAAUAGAGAAAUGGAGAUUGCCUCAAAGUGUCAUCACCCUCAUUUACUACAGUUUAUCGGGGCCACAAAUGACGAAGAAAGCCCUCUGUUUGUAACCGAGCUCAUGGAAAACAAUUUGAGGACUCUGUUGGAGCAGCGGCAACUAUCUGAAAGAGAAAUAUGCGCCAUUUCUCUGGAUGUAGCUCGUGGACUUAACUAUCUGCAUCAUAAAAAACCAGUACCCAUCAUUCACCGGGAUGUCAGCAGUGCUAAUGUGUUGCUAUGGCGACAGGGUGACCAAUGGAGAGGCAAAGUGUCAGAUUAUGGCACUUGUAAUUUCAUGCAGCAGACCAUGACAGAGGCUCCUGGAGCGAUGAUUUACAGCGCACCUGAAGCGCUUACACAUAACCAAACAGUCAAGGUUAGUUUUCUUUGAAAAAAUAAGGGAUUCAAGGCUGUCUAAGUAACACCUUGUUAACCCCAGGGCCUGGUUGUUCAAAGCUGAGUGAAGCGGAUAACCCACGGUCAUAACAGCGCGAAAUUUGAAUUCAGAUAUGAAAGCUUAAAAAGUAAAUUUUGUUUAAUUCUGUCUGUUAACAAGUUGAUGAUUGGAUUCCCUUAAAAAUAACAGAGAAAAUUUUCGGAGAAAAUGCUUUCGAACAAAAGAAAAAGAAAGCUGGGUUAAAUUUAAUCCUGGGUUAAGCGCUAAUCGGCCUUCGAACAACUGGGCCCAGGUGGGGUAUACGUAGUAAUCAACCAAAGGUCGGUGAUCUUUGGCACGGUUGUACAUGUAAUAAAAACUGCUUUAUACCUGAUGCAUGUAAAAAGGCACCAUUAAGAAUCAUUCAGCUAGUCUUCCUUCAAACCAUUAUUGAUAUUUGAAACCUUUGUUGAGUGCAUAAAGUAGCUAUAGGCCAGUGGAAAAUAAAACGGGCACACUUCACCAAUAAUACAUACAUUGUGCUAGAACACUCAUCAAACGCUUUUAAAGACGAGUGAUUUCAGGCAAAAUAUCCAUAGGCAAUUACAGUUUUUUUUCUACAAUGGUGAAAAAUCCCUGUGUUAGCUCUUGUACAGUGUAGGUACUUUUACAGUCAAUAUGGAUUGAUGACUGAUUUCCUUAUCCUUUCAUAUACUUCAACCAGUGAAAUCCCUUCCCUUUCAAAUACCUGAAGCCUGAAAACGCCGGUACCCUUUCGGGGUGGGGGGGGGGGGUGCUCUCCGUAUAGACCAUUAUGGAAAGUACCUCCGGGGAGUUUCUGUAAUUUAAAGUCGUGAUACCAUCAAGCGGUUGUUUUUGUGUGGUUGAAAGGGAUUUUUGCGGCCAAGCCUGCUUUGUUUUUGUUUGUUUAUUUUUCCAUGAAAAACGUAAUCCUCUGUCAAAACGAGUAAACAAGCGCAGAUUGACACAGCGAACGAGUAUUAAAGCUUAAUAAUUAAGAAUACCGACAUGAACUUAACCCAGCAGCUUUUCCGCUCCGUGUAACCAGGCAAAAAAUAUUUAUUCUAGCUUUUGUAGUAGCAGAGAAUUCAAACACCCAGAAAACUGUAUAUUACGACACGUAAUUUUCAUGUCAUUUUCUUUUGACGCCAGAUUGAUGUUUACAGCUUUGGUGUUCUUCUGUGUGAAAUGUGCAUCCGGGAACUUCCAGAUCCUGAUAGGCGUGAAGUACAAGUCUCGCGUGUGAGGAACACUGAGUUUAGGGGCCUGGUACGGAGGUGCCUUCAGAAGACUCCGAGCAUGAGACCAACCAUGCAAGAGAUUAUCGACGAAGAGAAAAAUUUCAUCCUUUCAUCUUAAUUAUAAAUUAAAUAGCAUGUGAAAUGUCUUGUUCCCCGUUGUCUGUACGGUACAUUGACGGUAGAACCUAGAUAACUCGAAUUGCUCAGACAGAUAACUCGCAUUCCCCCCUAACUCCAACCAAGUCCCAUUUCCCUUGGAUUUCACCACACUACGCUUCAGUCAAGUUUACUCGCUUUACUCGAACUAGGAUAACUCGAACAGAACUAAAUUUCCUUUCCCUUGAUCAAAAAUUGGAGUUAAAAUCAGUGCCCCAAUAACUCGAAUUCUGGAUCAUGUAACCCCACUGGGAUGCCAUCCCAUCAUCCCAUUAGCUCUUCUUGUUGUAUAACAGGUAAAAACACUAGAACUAACACUACAGCAAUCUGAUUUUAAAUGGUGCC
Messenger RNA from Porites evermanni, 2996 nucleotides. NCBI's taxonomy places the organism in Eukaryota, Metazoa, Cnidaria, Anthozoa, Scleractinia, Poritidae. The record is from the annotation of a GenBank genome assembly.